Molecule: messenger RNA, 873 nt
Organism: Tachyglossus aculeatus (Australian echidna)
Lineage: Eukaryota; Metazoa; Chordata; Mammalia; Monotremata; Tachyglossidae
Gene: SOD2
Product: superoxide dismutase 2
Exons: 5
Coding region: 56-727 (223 amino acids)
Biological process (GO): superoxide metabolic process
Cellular component (GO): mitochondrion
Molecular function (GO): superoxide dismutase activity; metal ion binding
Source: RefSeq, a predicted model, not a curated record
UGGGGGGUGUCCUGGCUGCGGACUAGCGAACGACGACGACGACGGCGGCGGGGUGAUGAUGCUGUGCGGGGCGCUGUGCCGGAGGAGCUCCAAGCUGGUGACAGCUUUGGGAUGCUUGGGGUCCAGGCCAAAGCACACCCUCCCUGACCUGCCUUAUGACUACGGCGCCCUAGAACCCCACAUUAAUGCCCAGAUCAUGCAACUUCACCACAGCAAACAUCACGCCGCUUACGUGAACAACUUGAACGUUACCGAGGAGAAGUACAAGGAAGCAUUGGCAAAGGGUGAUGUUACAACUCAAGUCGCUCUCCAGCCCGCCCUGAAGUUCAACGGUGGGGGUCAUAUCAACCACGCCAUUUUCUGGACCAACCUUAGUCCCAACGGUGGAGGAGAACCCAAAGGGGAGCUGCUGGAAGCCAUCAAGAGGGACUUCGGGUCCUUUGAGAAGUUCAAGGAGAAGCUGACGGCAACCUCGGUGGGGGUUCAGGGUUCGGGCUGGGGAUGGCUGGGCUUCAACCAGGAGCAAGGACGCCUCCAGGUUACUGCUUGUUCCAAUCAGGACCCGCUGCAAGGAACAACAGGUCUGGUUCCUCUGCUUGGAAUUGACGUGUGGGAGCACGCCUAUUAUCUUCAGUAUAAAAAUGUUCGGCCUGAUUACCUAAAAGCUAUCUGGAAUGUGAUUAACUGGGAGAACGUAACCGAAAGAUAUAAAGCUUGCAAAAAGUGAAGCGAUAUCUUUGUGUCAACUAUUGAAGACCACUAGCUCUCUUGUGAGGUUUAUUUUUGCAGUAGCGUUUGGCACUUUGAUUGUUAAUAAGAUGCUCUGUUGCAGAAACUGACUUCAAUAGUUCUAUUAAAAUGUUCACAAUCAAG